Molecule: messenger RNA, 909 nt
Organism: Helobdella robusta
Lineage: Eukaryota; Metazoa; Annelida; Clitellata; Rhynchobdellida; Glossiphoniidae
Exons: 2
Coding region: 1-909 (302 amino acids)
Source: RefSeq, a predicted model, not a curated record
AUGUCUCAUUUGAAAGAUAAGUUAAACAAAACAUUGGAAAAAUGCAAAGACAAUAUCAAAAGUGCUAUGAAUCAAAGGCGCAGUUACGACGUCACAAACAGAAAACAAUCUGGUCCGAGUGGAAGCCAUUCAAGAUUUUGGAAGAGAGGUGAGGAAAUAUCACUACCAGAAUUAACUUCCGAAAAAAGAAACCAACCACCGAACGAAACAAAUCAAAGAAUGUUCUCGUCCAAUACUGAGAUGGAAAGAUGCGGCCUAGCAAGUCACAGAUAUUUUCAAGAUUUUACAGAGAGGACGCAACAUUCUUUAAAUAAUGAAAAUUCGAGCAACAGAAAAAAAUCUAGAAAAUACAGUUUUGAUUUUGCUCACAGUGGGCUGCCUGAUCCCAAUCAAUCAAACUCUUGGAAAAAAAUUGAUGGAUCGCCUUUGUCUUAUUUGAACGAAAUCCUAAUUAGCGAAACUAAUCGUGAAACAAAACAUCAGGCCGUUACGUUCAGUUUGAAUACGUCACAGCUUGAAAACUACACAUCAAGAAAUGUGGACACCGAAAACACUUCUGUCAAUUCUCUUAAGAAAACGAUUAAAAGACCAAGAGUAUCACAGAUGUCAAACAGUAUAUUAGGAUUUAAAAAAAUGAUUGUGGUGUUUAAUAAGAACACAACAGCAGAAGAAAACACUUUUGUGAAUUUGAACAAGUCACGUUGUUCAAGAAGACACUCAGUGAACUUAGUACCGACAAUUCUGUCAAAUUCGGUUAAGUCCUGUUGUGCACGAAAAAACAUGAUACUGAGCAUGAAACUGUCACUUUAUGGCUCCCCUAAAAAAUCAAAAAAUCUAGAAAUUUUGAAAAGUGAUGAAAUAUUAGAUGAGAUUUGGGUUUUGAUUCUCAAAAUGAGACAAGAGAAAUGA